Chanos chanos (milkfish) is the source of this 1461-nucleotide messenger RNA. RefSeq names its product E3 ubiquitin-protein ligase TRIM39-like. The record is from RefSeq and is a predicted model, not a curated record. Bases 1 to 1461 code for a protein of 486 amino acids. The transcript is spliced from 7 exons. Gene Ontology annotation, molecular function: zinc ion binding; protein binding. Lineage: Eukaryota; Metazoa; Chordata; Actinopteri; Gonorynchiformes; Chanidae.
AUGGCGCAGUGGGAGUUAUUACAGGAGAGGAGCUGUCAGAAAAUAGCGUCUAAAGCUUCAAUAUCAGUGGAAGCUUUAACCUGUCCUGUGUGCUGUGACAUCUUCAGGGAUCCUGUUGUUCUGUCAUGUAGUCACAGUGUGUGUAAAGUCUGUCUGCAGGAGUUCUGGAGUAAAAAAGGAUCACAGGAGUGUCCUGUCUGUAGGAGAAGAUCAUCAAAAGAGGAACCUCUUAAUAACCUGGCUCUAAAGAACCUGUGUGAGACUUUCUUACAGGAGACAAGUCAGAGAUCCUCAUCAGGGUCUGAGGAGUUCUGCAGUCUGCACAACGAGAAGUUCAAACUCUUCUGUCUGGAGGAUAAACAGCCUGUGUGUUUGGUGUGUCGGGAUUCAAAAAACCACAAAAACCAUGAAUUCUGUCCAGUAGAUGAAGCUGCACAUGAUAACAGGGAGAAACUGAAGACUGCACUGAAGCCCUUACAGGAGAAACUGGAGAUCUUUAAAAAAGUCAAACUGACUUGUGAUAAAACAGCAGAACACAUUAAGACUAAGGCUAAACACACAGAGACACAGAUUAGGGAAGAGUUUGAGAAACUUCACCAGUUUCUGCGAGAUGAGGAGACAGUCAGGAUAACUGCACUGAGAGAGGAAGAGGAGCAGAAGGGUCAGAUGAUGAAGAAAAAGAUUGAGGAGAUGAGUAGAGAGAUCUCCUCUCUCUCAGACACAAUCAGAGCCAUAGAAGAGGAGAUCAAAGCUGAGGACAUUUUGGUCCUUAAAAACUUUGAGGCCACAAAGAAAAGAGCCCAGUGCACACUGCAGGAUCCACAGAUGCUUUCAGGAGCACUGAUCAAUGUGGCAAAGCACCUGGGCAACCUGAAGUUCAGAGUGUGGGAGAAGAUGCAGGACAUUGUUCAAUACACUCCUGUGAUUCUGGAUCCCAACACUGCUCACCCAAAAAUCCUGUCUGAGGAUCUGACCAGUGUGAGAUACAGUGAUGAGACACAGCAGAUUCCUGAUAAUCCAGAGACGUUUGAUUUCUAUCUAUGUGUUCUGGGCUCUGAGGGCUUUAACACAGGGACACACUGCUGGGAUGUUGAUGCUGGGGAGAAUACAUACUGGUCCUUGGGUGUGACCACAGAGUCAAACCAGAAGAAGGGAAAGACAUUCUUUAAAACUGGUGUCUGGCGUGUUCAGUUAUAUGGUGGUAAAUACUGGUCACAGGCCUCAGGAGAGUCAUCUGCUCCACUGACAGUGAAUAAUAAACUCCAGAGGAUCAGAGUGGAACUGGACUGGGACAGAGGAAAACUCUCAUUCUCCGAUCCUCUAAAUAACACACACCUACACACCUUCACACACACUUUUACUGAGAGAAUGUUUCCAUUCUUCUAUAAUCGCUGUAAACUCUCUCCUCUGAGGAUCUUACCACCAGUGAAAUGUUGUGUAACAGUGAAACAGGACACUUAG